UGACUGAAAAGAAAAAAAAAAAAAAAAAAGGAGAGGCCUUAGCUUAGCUUAAGCUCCACAUACUAAUAAAUAAAAAUAUUUGUUUUCCUUUUUUAUCAAUGGCUACCAUUUCUCACUACACUCUUCUUCUUCAUCCUCUAUCUUCUUUUUCUUCUUCAACCUUCAUUCAUUUUUCUCCAUCUUCAUUCACUCUUCCUAUUCCUCAACCUUCAUCUUCAUCUUCAUCCAAAUUCUACUUCCUUUCCUCCAAAUGCAGAAGGAGACCAACCAAACCCAAACUCAAACUCUUCAUGAUCAUUCACCCUUUUUUGCUCUUUAAUACCUCUUUCUAUUUCGACACGCAAACACUUCUUGCCACUGUUAGUGUUUUGGCUGCCAUUGCUCUUUCUCUCUUCCUUGGCCUCAAGGGUGAUCCGGUGUCCUGUGAGCGUUGUGGUGGCAAUGUAGGUGGGACAAAAUGUGUUUUUUGCAACAAUGGCAAGAUGAAGCAAGAUAUGGGGUUGGUUGACUGCAAAGUAUGCAAGGGUUCAGGAUUGAUUCUCUGCAAGAAAUGUGGAGGUUCCGGUUAUUCCCGAAGGUUAUGAGCUUUGAAUUCCUCUUUAUAUCUUAAACCAUCUUGUUCAGAAAUCUCCAAGAUCUUGUCACAAUCUUAUUGUUCAUAGUCUUUAUAUUUUUUUAGAAUCAUUUUAAUCAUAUAAGUAUGCUUCCUUUGAGUAUAUUUUUUUUGCUAAUAGGUAUGAGUAUCAUAUAUGAAGUUAUAGCACCGUUGUUUGAUUUAUCA
Messenger RNA from Cicer arietinum (chickpea), 781 nucleotides. RefSeq lists its product as uncharacterized. The record is from RefSeq and is a predicted model, not a curated record. Lineage: Eukaryota; Viridiplantae; Streptophyta; Magnoliopsida; Fabales; Fabaceae.